AUGAGUGGAUCAGAAUCAAAUCAGCAUGUUGCUGCAUCGUCCAAAUCAGCGUCAUCAUCAAAUAUUCGUCAACCACGACAACGUAGGGCACAAAACUAUCUUCUUCUAUGGGUAGAUACCAGCAUCGAUCAAACAAACGAAGAUUAUGAAAAUAUAUUAAAACAAAUACGAGCUAUUACUGGUGCUGUCAAUGUCUUUACGCAACGAGAUGCAUGCAUCGACUUUCUUACAGAUGCCCAAGAAGACGUCAGGUCUUUUCUCAUUGUCAAGGAUACUAUAUUUCAACAAAUAAUGCCCCUCAUCAAUGAUAUUACUCAGCUGGGUGGUGUUUAUGUCUUCAAUGAUAUUAAAAUCCUAGAUGAAGAAUGGUCAAAAAAAUGGCAAAAAAUCAAGAGCGUUCAUACCGACAUCGAUGAUCUAUGCCAAGCAUUACAAACUGGUAUCAAUCAGCUCAAUCAAGACUCAAUAGCCAUGAGCUUUAUCACAGUACAGGAAAUGGCAUUAACUGAUAAUUUAAAUCAGUUGGAGCCAACUUUUAUGUAUACUCAGCUGUUCAAGGAAAUUCUUCUCGAUAUGGAACAUGAUGCACAAGCCAUCAAACACUUUACUGCUUAUUGUCAACAUAAUGACAGCGGAGCGGCAAAGAGUAUUGAUGAAUUUGAAAAAAAAUACCAACCUCAAUCUGCUAUUUGGUGGUACACUUGUCCAACAUUUAUCUAUUCUAUGCUGAAUUAUGCUCUACGUUCUAUGGAAGGUGAGAUCAUUAUUAAUAUGGGUUUUUUCAUUCAUGAUCUUCAUCAACAAAUACAACAACUAUACCAACAACAGAUCAAUAGUUAUCAUGGUAAACCAUUUUUAGUUUAUCGGGGACAAGGUCUUAUAAAAUCGGACUUUGAAAAACUUCAGCAAACAAGGGGUGGACUAUUAUCAUUCAACAAUUUCUUGUCUACUAGUAAAAAUGAAGAAGUGUCCCUUGGUUUUGCCCAAGUUGCUUUAACAGAACCAGAUAAGGUUGGCAUUCUUUUUAUAAUUUCCAUUGACCCUUCCGUUAAGUCAACACCAUUCGCGUCCAUCCAAGAGCAGAGUUAUUACGAGGGACAAGAAGAAGAAAUUCUCUUCUCAAUGCACACCGUCUUUCGUGUAGGUGCGAUUGAACACAUGAACAAUGAGAGUCAACUUUAUCAAGUUAAAUUGCAAUUAACGUCAGAUGAUGAUCAACAACUACGAGUACUUACUCAUCGGAUACGAGAAGAAGCUGAUGGUGAAAAUGGAUGGCAAAGAUUGGGUAACUUAUUGGUUACAGUUGGUCAAUUUAAUAAAGCUGAAGAAAUUUAUCAAGUAUUACUCGUACAGACAUCUAAUGAGAGUGAAAAAUCGAUUUACUAUAAUCAACUUGGAUAUAUUCAUUGGAAUCAAGGUGAUUGUGAAAAAGCUAUUUGGAAUUACGAAAAAGUAUUUGAAAUAUAUGAGAAAACUCUUCCUUCAAAUCAUCCUGCUUUUUCUGUAUCCUGCAACAACAUUGGCAGUGUGCAUGCCAAUAUGGGAGAGUACUCAAAAGCCCUAUCAUACUACAAAAAAGCACUUGAAAUUCAACAAAAAACUCUUGCUUCAAAUCAUCCUUUAUUGGCUACUUCAUACAGCAACAUUGGCAGUGUGUAUAACCAGAUGGGAGACUACUCGCAAGCACUUUCAUACUACGAAAAAGCACUUGAAAUUCGAGAAAAAAAUCUUCCUUCAAAUCAUCCUGAUUUCGCUAUUUCAUUCAACAAUAUCGGUUUGAUGUAUGACAACCUAGGAGAGUACUCGAAAGCACUUUCAUACUACGAAAAAGCACUUGAAAUCUAUCAGAAAACUCUUCCUUCAAAUCAUCCUGAUUUGACUACUUCGUACAACAACCUCGGUGCUGUGUAUACCAACAUGGGAGAGUACUCAAAAGCACUUUCAUUUCACGAAAAAGCACUUGAAAUAUCUGAAAAAGUUCUUCCUUCAAAUCAGCAUGAUUUGGCCACUUCAUACAACAACAUUGGUGAGGCUUACAGACAAAUCGGAGAGUACUCGAAAGCACUUUCAUACUACGAGAAAGCACUUGAAAUGCGAGAAAAAACUCUUCCUCCAAAUCAUCCUAAUUUAGCUACUUCGUACAACAACAUUGGUAACGUGUAUACAAACAUAGGAGAGUACUCAGAAGCACUUUCGUACUACGAAAAAGCACUUGAAAUCUAUCAGAAAACUCUUCCUUCAAAUCAUCUUUUACUGGUUACUUCAUACAGCAACAUCGGUAUAGUGUAUGACAAUACGGGAGAGUACUCGAAAGCACUUUCAUACUACGAAAAAGCACUCGAAAUCUGUCAAAAAACUUUUUCUUCAAAUCAUCCUUUGUUGGCUACUUCAUACAACAAUAUCGGCAGUGUGUAUAACGAGAUGGGAGAGUACUCAAAAGCACUUUCAUUUCACGAAAAAGCACUUGAAAUCUAUCAGAAAACACUUCCUUCAAAUCAUCCUUUAUUGGCUACUUCAUACAACAAUAUCGGCACUGCGUAUGACAAGAUGGGAGAGUACUCAAAAGCACUUUCAUUCUACGAAAAAGCACUCGAAAUCUUUCAAAAAACUCUUCCUUCAAACCAUCCUGAUUCGGCUACUUCAUACAACAACAUCGGUUUAGUGUAUAGCAAUAUGGGAGAGUACUCGAAAGCACUUUCAUACUACGAAAAAGCACUUGAAAUUCGAGAAAAAAAUCUUCCUUCAAAUCAGCCUGAUUUGGCGCAGUCAUACAACAACAUCGGUUUGGUGUAUGACGACAUGGGAGAGUACUCGAAAGCACUUUCAUACUACGAGAAAGCACUUGAAAUGCGAGAAAAAACUCUUCCUUCAAACCAUCCUGAUUUGGCUACUUCAUACAACAACAUUGGCAGUGUGUAUAACGAGAUGGGAGAGUACUCGAAAGCACUUUCAUACUACGAAAAAGCACUCGAAAUCUUUCAGAAAACUCUUCCUUCAAAUCAUCCUUUAUUGGCUACUUCUUACAACAACAUCGGUAUAGUGUAUAGCAAUAUGGGAGAGUACUCGAAAGCACUUUCAUACUACGAAAAAGCACUUCAUAUUCGAGAAAAAACUCUUCUCUCAAAUCAUCCUUCAGUAGCUAUUUCAUUCAACAACAUCGGUUUCGAAUAUGCCAACGUGGGAGAGUAUGCGAAAGCACUUUCACUUCACGAAAAAGCAUUUAAAAUCUUUCAAAAAACUCUUCGUUCAAAUCAUCCUUUAUUGACUACUUCUUACAACAACAUCGGUUUGGUGUAUGACAAGAUGGGAGAGUACUCGAAAGCACUGGCAUCUCACGAAAAAGCACUUGAAAUUCGAGAAAAAACUCUUCCUUCAAGUCAUCCUUCGUUGGCUACCUCAUACAACGGCAUCGGUAUUGUGUAUGACAACAUCGGAGAAUACUCAAAAGCACUUUCAUUUCACGAGAAAGCACUUGAAAUUCGAAAAAAUGCUCUUCCUUCAAAUCAUCCUGAUUUGGCUACUUCGUACAGCAACAUUGCUAAAGUAUAUAACAAUAUGAAAGACUAUGCGAAAGCACUAUCAUAUUAUGAACGUGCUCUAGACAUAUGGCAGCAUGGAUCAGCUCGGGCUCAUCCUCAUAUAAAAGGUGUGCAAGACAGUAUUGAAGUUGUAAAAGAGUUAUUAAAGAAUAAUUAA
Molecule: messenger RNA, 3696 nt
Organism: Adineta steineri
Lineage: Eukaryota; Metazoa; Rotifera; Eurotatoria; Adinetida; Adinetidae
Source: the annotation of a GenBank genome assembly